AGAUGGACCUUCGCGGGAAGGCCACAUGAGAAACGGGAGCUCCGAGGCAAUGUGUUUUUUUAUAAAUAAAAAAUUUGUGCUACAAAAUUAGAAAAUCUUAUAUUAAGAGGAGGGAGGAUUGGAGGCUACCUGUGGGAAUAGGCCGAAGGAGAGAGGUGCGAAGGAGUUUGGGGUUGCAGGAGGACCCCAUUGUUUUAUUCCUUCAAAUAAGAGGUUACUUUCCUUUCUGACAAUGGGUGGUGGAGGGAGAAUGACCUUGCCACCAAACAGGGAGAAAAUGGAGAGGGUUCCUUCUGCAAAGCCUCCAUUUACCGUGGGUCAACUGAAAAAAGCAAUUCCACCUCACUGCUUCAAUAGGUCUAUGAUAAAAUCGUUCUCAUAUCUGGCAUUUGAUUUUGUUCUCUCUUCUUUGGCCCUAUAUUUGACAACUUUCUUCACAAUGGGUGGGUUGGUGGGGUGGGCAAUGUGGCUUGGCUAUUGGAUAGUACAAGGUUGUGUUCUCACUGGUGUAUGGGUUAUAGCACAUGAAUGUGGGCACCAUGCAUUCAGUGACUACUCUUGGGUUGACGAUGCAGUUGGGUUUGUACUGCAUUCAUUGCUUCUUGUGCCAUACUUCUCUUGGAAAUACAGUCACAGAAGGCACCAUAGCAACACUGGAAGUCUAGAACAAGAUGAGGUCUUUGUUCCUGUUCCAAAGGAGGAACUAAAAUGGACAUCCAAUCUUGUAAAUAAUCCUUUGGGAAGGCUCGUCACAAUAACAAUUGUUCUGACUCUUGGGUGGCCUUUGUAUCUUGCCUUUAAUGUUUCAGGAAGAAAAUAUCCCCGUUUUGCCUGUCACUAUGAUCCAUAUGGUCCAAUUUACAACAACAGAGAGAGACUACAGAUAUUUGCUAGCGACUUUGGUGUACUGGGUGUGGCUUAUUCCCUGUAUCUGUUGGCUUCAUCAUUUGGCUUGCUUUGGGUGAUCAAGAUUUAUGGAAUCCCACUUCUGAUUGUUAAUGCAUUCCUUGUUCUUAUCACAUAUCUGCAACACACACAUCCAGCACUUCCUCAUUAUGACAACACGGAGUGGGAAUGGCUGAGGGGUGCACUUGCAACAGUUGACAGGGAUUACGGAAUUUUGAAUCAUGUCUUCCACCACAUAACAGACACACAUGUUGCACACCAUCUAUUCUCCACAAUGCCUCACUAUAAUGCCAUGGAGGCCACCAAAGCUAUUAGACCAAUUUUGGGGUCCUACUACCAUUUUGACGGCACACCUGUAUAUAAAGCCGUGUGGCGGGAAUUUAGAGAAUGUGUGUAUGUAGAGGCUGACGGCCCUCAACAAAGUGGAGUUUUCUGGUACAAAAAUAAAAUGGCAUAGAAUAGUAAUUCUGUAGCAUUCUCAACAAAGUGGAGUUUUCUGGUACAAAAAUAAAAUGGCAUAGAAUAGUAAUUCUGUAGCAUUCCUUGGACAUGCCAAAUUCUUUUGUUCGGGUAGGAUUUGGUAUUAUCGCUUUACUUGCUUCCAUAUGGAAUGGUAUUAUGUAAGUCAUAGAUAGGGUUUUGACCUCAAAUGGUAUGAUUCUAGAACAAAAACUAAUAGUUUUUAUGAAAGAAUCACCCAGAAUAAUUCCUUCUUGUAUUCACUGUUCUGUUAAAAUCAACUUUCUUUUUAUGUUA
Messenger RNA from Cryptomeria japonica (Japanese cedar), 1662 nucleotides. Its product is annotated as delta(12)-acyl-lipid-desaturase. The coding region runs from base 233 to 1363 and encodes 376 amino acids. The transcript is spliced from 2 exons. NCBI's taxonomy places the organism in Eukaryota, Viridiplantae, Streptophyta, Pinopsida, Cupressales, Cupressaceae. Gene Ontology annotation, molecular function: oxidoreductase activity. The record is from RefSeq and is a predicted model, not a curated record. Gene Ontology annotation, biological process: lipid metabolic process.